Molecule: messenger RNA, 300 nt
Organism: Epithele typhae
Lineage: Eukaryota; Fungi; Basidiomycota; Agaricomycetes; Polyporales; Epitheliaceae
Exons: 4
Coding region: 1-300 (99 amino acids)
Source: RefSeq, a predicted model, not a curated record
AUGCUCUGCAACGUGUUAUCCUUUCUGCUCAUCCAGGCCGUCUUUGCGCUCUUGGCCCGGGCCGACCUCUACCUCACAUCUCCGCUUCCGGACACAACGUGCACCGGAGGCAAGACUUGCACGGUGAACUGGGUCGACGACGGUGUACAGCCCCUGAUCCCCGUCAUUGGGCCGUGCUAUGUCGCGCUCUACAACGGGAACAUGAGGCUCAUCCAGCAGAUUGAGCCGGUGGAUGUAUCGUCGCAGCACUCCCUUGAUUUCACGCCUGACCCGAACUCUGGCCCGGACUCUGUGGGAUAG